ACAACUGCGUGAUUGCCUCUGGAUGGAGAGGUCAUUGUUAAGUUGCAGGGUUGGGCUCCUCUACACAUUCCUGCGACUCUGCCUGCAUCAAUCACCCCCUGAUUCCUUCGCCGUUCCGGUAGCAAGUGGCAAUUCCGCCAGCUGUUCGCCGUUGCAGGUAAAACCCCAUAACCUGCAAGCUAUGAAGCACCACCCCCAAAAACACUCCUCUACAGCACUUUCUAACCGCCCAUGGUUUGUAAUGCUCAUUGGCAAGCAGCGCGACGACAUACAAACAUAUCUUUUAAUAUGAUAUAUUUGAUCUAUUUUUAAAUGUUUAAAGUACUUUUUUAGCAAAUGCUUUUACCUAAAGCAGGGUCAGCCAGUCCCUGGAACAACUGGAACUUAAGGGCCACGCUCAAGGGCCCAAUGAUGACAUCAUUUUAUCGGCUCUGGGAAUUGAACUAACAACUUGCUGAUCGAUACAUAUAAUAACUGAUACUUUAUUGAUCCCCAUGGGGCAAUUCUCUUUACGCCUCCCCCAGCUUCCUAGAUGAGAGCAAACUGGUGGCGAAGGGGCAACCAUCUGUUGGGUGGGUCUUAGAAGAGGGGGCUAACCUGCUGUGCCACGAUCCGACCCCCAGAUUUUAAUCUCUUUCAGCACUCAGGUGGUUCCCGCCCGCUUCCAUUCCUGCCAGUCUUUCAUACAUUUUAGCGGGACCCCCGAAAGCGGCUGUCAAAUCGGACCUUGAGGUUUUCCAUUAGCAGGCAUUAGCAGCACCGCGGCGGGAAGCUUUAAUGCUAACAGCGGAACGCCGCCACUCCUGGGCAUGGAAGGUGACCUUUCCCGCCACUUGGGACUCCGUCGAAGCGCUGAACCUGGAGGCUCCCCCUGGCAUGCUGAGGGAGCCCCAGAGGAAGAGCCGCCCCACCAGACCCGCUCUGAUCAGGGUGCUUUAUAAAUGAUGCUUUGCCUCAUUAGGUACCCGCUAGAACAGCCAAUGGUCAGCAUUCAAGGAGAGACCAAUUAAUUUGCAGUGGCCCUUGAAUAUGCUCCGGAUCCGCCCAUUCCCUGACAAAGAGAUACAAUGCCAAGGCAGUGUAUCCCAACCCGAUCCUCGAGGACGGUCCAUGUUUUUGCUCCCUCCCAGAUAGUCCACAUUUUUGCUCCCGUGCAGGUCUCGGUAGGGAAGAAGCAAAAAGGUGGUCUGUCUGCCCGGAUUGGGAAACACUAUGCUAGGGCUUUGUGCCGCUGAGGGUCUGGGCUUAGUGCAAUCAGUAAUUUGGCUGUGAAAUCAUUUCCUUCACAUCUAUACAGCUACCAGCAGUUAAAACCAUCUUCUCUGCUGUGUAUGAUGGCUUUCGCUGGUUGGACAGCCAGUACAUCACAGUCGUUUUGGUUAAAUAAUAUUCUGUGGAUGAGGAACAAAAUGAAAUAUCAUCUAUGAAUUAAUAUUGUUUUUGAGCACUAACUGAAGAAUUGGUUUUGCCUCUUGUCCAAAGCUGGUGAAGAGUUUCCCACAAUGAAGAGGGUGGAUGCAUCAAAGUAUUUUCAUUUCCUCCUCUGUCACAGGUGUUUACAAUUCCUGGUCCUCUAUUUCCCGCUGCAGGAGUCUCAGCAGAGCACGGCUGACUUCCGGGUCUACAUCGAGAACCACACCAGGAACCCGGACGACCUGAGUCGCAAGCAGAUACGAAUCUACCAGCUCUACAGCCGCACCACGGGGAAGCAUGUGCAGAUCCUGGGGAAGAAAGUCAACGCCAACGGGGACGAUGGGGGCAAGUAUGCCCUCCUCGUGGUCGAGACGGAAACAUUUGGGAGCCACAUUCGGAUAAAAGGAAAGGAGAGUGAACAUUACAUCUGUAUGAAGAAGAACGGCAAGAUUGUCGGAAAGCUCAAUGGGAGGAACCAGGAGUGCGUCUUCGUGGAGGAGUUCCUGGAAAACAACUACACCGCGCUGGUAUCUGCCAAGUACAAGGGGUGGUACCUAGGAUUUAACCGGAAGGGAAGACCCAAGAAAGGCUCACAGACCACACAGACCCAGCAGGAGGUGCAUUUCAUGAAACGGCACCCGAAUCGCAGGUUCGACCCCCUGGAGGAGUUCCGCUUCACCACGGUGACCAAACGGACACGCAGGGCACGCCGGUUAAAGCCCAUCUCCAGUACCAGCUGAGGGACCAUCGGGACCACGUGUUCUCCCUAGCGAUUCCCAUCUUCUCGCCUUAUGCCCUAAAGACAACCAUAAACUUUAAAGAAAAAGAUGUUUUAUUUUUAUACUGGAGAAGCCUUAUAUCUCCCAACUGCUGGAUGUUUCUGGGUUAAUAUAAAUAUAAUUAUUUGUCGAAUUUUAUUUAUACUGGAUAGACUGAGGAGGAAACCACGCAACGAUGUUUUUCUACUUUGACUUCAUCGUAGUAACAGGAAACGAGUUUUCUUGUGAUGGAGAAGAAGCGAGGGACUCACGCAGUCAGAAAUUCACUAGAAAUCCUUCCAGAUUCACACGCCAACCCCCUAGGAGGACGGAUUCUAUGUUUUCCACAGCACGGUUGAACAUUUCAGACACCAAAAUGGACCAAAAUAAAAUGGCAUGUGACAAUGACAUGUUAGGUAACUCCUUAGCUUUAAGUGCAAUACUUCAUACUACGACUCUGCAUUCCAAAAUGGCCGCCAUUAUCUUUGUUCUGACAAGUGGCCAUUCCUGGAUGGAGUGUGAUAAGCUGUGCGCUGUCCGCUUUCUGUCCCAGUGCUGGAUAUGUGAUAGUCUCCAUUAAGUAGAUUUCUGGAUCUGAAGCGAGCAAGUAUUUCUACCUGCUGGAAUAGUGGACUGACCUUAAGACUCUUGGAAACCCAAAAAGGCCUGUUUGUUGGUGGCAAGAAAAAGAUCUCCAUAACCAGGACUGGAACGCGAUCUCAACCAUCUCCAUGUUUCCCCAAAUCCUGCUAAAUCCUUUGUUUGAUGCAAUUAUGACCUCAUACAUAUGGGGUAGUUCUUAAACCACCAAUAUACACCCGUAAUUGUCCCAACAGAAUUUACGUAGUUCUGUUUUGGUUCCUGCUAACUCUUUCAGUUCCCCCCGCAGUUCAGAAAAAAGCCCCAUACAUAUAUAAAUAUAUAUUAGCUAAACCAGCAUACAAACGUGUGUCGUAAUGAUUCAAUGGGUCAGAUUUGUUUCAUGGUACAUUCCCUUAGAAGCUGAACUUCAUGAACAUAAAAACAGCCCUUACCUCAUAUGUACGUAGGUACCCAAAGACAGGACUUGUUGGUGGCACCUGAAUUUUCUUACUACUUCAGUGACAUACAAGAAAUAGUUUCUUACAUUUGACGGCCACUUUCGUGUUUAGGAAGGACACUUAAACAGUGAGGGAAUCCACAACAGAUGGGUCACGUCUGAGAUUAGAAAGACCCUCGAAAUAUGUGUUGAUGAAAUUAUUUCAUGUGUCACCCCAACAGAACAUUCUAAGUUAUAUUUAACGCCACAGAAUAUUAUAAAUUAGUUUUAUGUGAGGCCAGUUCCGGUGUUUUUUGUUCUCCUCAAGGAUAAACGUACCAGAACUGGUUAUUGCAGAAGAUUGUGGAGCUAUUGGCCCCAGAGAAGGUUUGAGUCUUGGCAGCCAUUGUUCCGGUGGUUGAUGGUUAAUAUUCUGGGUUAUUACUCCCCUGCCCUGAGGCAGGUCUCUGUCGUGUACAAGAUACUACUAACAAUAUGUCACAUUUAUGAUUUUUAAAUGUAUGCGGAAAUAAUUUUUAUGACUAUUAUAAAAUAUUUAUUGCCUUUCUUUGUAAAUACAGCCCGAUGAAUUUGUUUGGCCUCUGUUA
This is a messenger RNA of Brienomyrus brachyistius, 3797 nucleotides long. It is a transcript of the gene fgf24, whose product is annotated as fibroblast growth factor 24. The coding region runs from base 1503 to 2153 and encodes 216 amino acids. The transcript is spliced from 5 exons. Gene Ontology annotation, cellular component: cytoplasm. Gene Ontology annotation, biological process: positive regulation of protein phosphorylation; fibroblast growth factor receptor signaling pathway; neuron differentiation. Gene Ontology annotation, molecular function: type 2 fibroblast growth factor receptor binding; type 1 fibroblast growth factor receptor binding; growth factor activity. NCBI's taxonomy places the organism in Eukaryota, Metazoa, Chordata, Actinopteri, Osteoglossiformes, Mormyridae. The record is from RefSeq and is a predicted model, not a curated record.